AUGGAGAUGGGGAUGUAUGGUGGUGUGCGGUACGGAAUUAAAUGGAAAAGGUGUUGCAAAAAAGUUGAAUAUCUUGAACUUGAUACUGAUGAUGAUGGCAGAGAUUUCAGAUUGCUAGCUGAUAUAGAAGGUGAUAUGAUGAUAUUUAACAGCCUUGAGAUGAGAUGGACAGAAAUUUCGGUCUCUUCGGAAAAGUGUCGAGAUAUGGUUUCAUUCAAAGGAAAGUUUUAUGUGGUUGAUACAAGUGGAUGGGGACAUGUAUUUGUAAUCGAACCUUCUUUAGAAGUUUCUGAAAUCCCAUCGGUCACACGGUCGACUUACAAGUCUUCGAAAGAGAAUCUAGUCAAGUCAGGGGAAGAGUUGUUGCUAGUGCAACGGUUUAUACCAGGAGAUAUUCACGAAGAAGAUAUGUGUAAUUGGUUCCCACUAGUAGAAUCUUUUUGUGAACAUAAGUAUACAUGGUUCAGAGUAUUUAGGCUGGAUGAAGAAGGAAAGAGGAGGAAGUGGGUUCAAGUUAAUGACUUGAACGACCGAGUGAUCUUUCUUGGCAAUGAGGCAAAUCUCGGCUGCUCGGUACAAAAGCUUCCAGGUGCAAAGGAGAAUUGCAUUGUGUUCAUUGAUUCGAGAGAUGGUAUUAUUUGUGAGAAUGAAUCAAUCCUUGUAUUUGAUUUAAGAACCAAAAGGACUAGUACUGCCUUCGGUGAAUGCAGAGGCUACAUGGGCGCAUUCGGUGCAAAUAUUGAAUCUCUGGUAUCUUGUGGAGUUAUGGCUAUGCCAAACCCAGCAACAAGCACCUAUGAUUUUAUUAAGUGAUUCUAGGUGGCUCAGAAAAAAGGUUAGAAAAUUGUAAUAUUUUUUUUACAUGUUGAGUAUCAGAUUAAGGUUCGGUUUAAACAAACUCAGUUUGAAAUUUUUUUUGACUCAG
Messenger RNA from Capsella rubella, 925 nucleotides. RefSeq names its product putative F-box protein At2g16290. The record is from RefSeq and is a predicted model, not a curated record. Lineage: Eukaryota; Viridiplantae; Streptophyta; Magnoliopsida; Brassicales; Brassicaceae. The coding region runs from base 1 to 813 and encodes 270 amino acids. The transcript has a single exon.